UACACAGGGUUUCAAGAUUCUGAGACACACGAGAAGAAGAAACAGGAGGCAAAAUGGCAGCGUUCAUCAGAGGCGUGGUAUGUCUAGUUUCCACAGAACGACAUGCUUUUUUAACAAAGAAGACUUGUGUAAUCGAGGAGUCAAAACGGUAUGUUCGCGGGCUGAGGCGGAAACCCGUUAAGGUUUUAUUUUCCGAAAAUGAGACAGGUAAGGUAGUGAGACCGCCUCCGGAGUCUCAUCAGCUAGCAGCUAAGAAAAGUCUAAAGAACCACAAUGAAGCAGAACUCACUUCUGCAGCACAUCAUGCCGUGAAAAGCAGCCCUGCUAAAAAAAGGAUUAAUGUGCAGUCGACUGCAAAGCUCCCAGAAGAUAUGGGUUCAAGAGACCAGGUAGAUGGAUUGCUCUUUGAAAAAGCUUCUCCAGGAGAUAAAAGACUGGCGAGGUUGGUGAGUGUUGCUCGAUCUAGAAAAUUUAGGGAGCAACAAGGCAAAAUCCUCCUGGAGGGCAAGCGUUUGAUCUGUGAUGCUCUGGAUGCUGGUGCCAAACCACAGAUGGUAUUCUUCAGCACGGUGGAUCGGCUUAGAGAGCUGCCGCUUGAUAAGCUUAAAAUGGCAACUUUAGUCAAAGUCAAGUUUGAGGACAUCAAGCUCUGGUCUGACCUUGUAGCCCCACAAGGAGUUAUUGCCAUAUUUUCUCGCCCGGACCCGUCACGGCUGAACUUUGCAAACAGAAGUCAGUCAGUGCCACUGUCCCUGAUAUGUGACAACAUUCGAGACCCUGGUAAUCUUGGGACAAUGCUGCGCUGUGCAGCUGCUGCUGCCUGCCAUAAUGUCCUCCUCACCAAGGGUUGCGUUGAUGCUUGGGAGCCUAAAGUCCUGCGCGCAGCAAUGGGCGCACAUUUCCGCCUUCCCAUUUAUCCCAGUGUGGACUGGGAUGAUAUUGAAAACCAUCUUCCAAAACCAGUGACCGUCCAUGUGGCUGACAGCAGCUGUGGCCCUGACAGAGGGAGAGAAACUGAAGAUAACGGGACUCAUAAUCUGACCAAAGCAGGAGCCUACGGCUGGGUCAGCUCAAGGUCUAAUCCUAACAAAAUGCUCUAUGAGGAAUAUGAUUCUGAUCCAGACUCCGAUUCAGACUCUGACUCUGAACAUGAGGCAGUUUCACUUCCAAGAGUGAACAUUAAAUUGUAUCAUGAGAGCUGGGCUAAGAGUCCCGCUGCUCUGGUGGUGGGUGGUGAGACACACGGUCUGAGCCUAGAAGCAGUUCAGUUAGCUGAGAAGACAGAUGGUUACAGACUCUUCAUUCCUGUUGCCCCUGGUGUGGACAGUUUGAAUUCGGCCAUGGCAGCCAGUAUUCUUUUGUUUGAGGGCAGGAAGCAGCUUUCACAACUACAGCAGGGAUCUGGGAAGAAAUCUAAAACUAAAAGGCAGGCUUCAUGAUGAUUCCUCUAAAUGUGAAACUAAGUUGAAUAAAUAUAACAUUUCACAUGUCCUGUUUUGUAAUAAAAUCCUCAAUUUAAUUUAG
Messenger RNA from Melanotaenia boesemani (Boeseman's rainbowfish), 1524 nucleotides. It is a transcript of the gene mrm3a, whose product is annotated as mitochondrial rRNA methyltransferase 3a. Lineage: Eukaryota; Metazoa; Chordata; Actinopteri; Atheriniformes; Melanotaeniidae. The record is from RefSeq and is a predicted model, not a curated record. Gene Ontology annotation, biological process: RNA processing. Gene Ontology annotation, molecular function: RNA methyltransferase activity; RNA binding. The transcript has 4 exons. The coding region runs from base 54 to 1439 and encodes 461 amino acids.